Molecule: messenger RNA, 1418 nt
Organism: Elaeis guineensis (African oil palm)
Lineage: Eukaryota; Viridiplantae; Streptophyta; Magnoliopsida; Arecales; Arecaceae
Source: RefSeq, a predicted model, not a curated record
ACGUCCAACGCGAUCUCAUUUGUGGCAACUGGCAAUUGGUGUGGCAGCGGUUCCCACUUCCGCAUCAGUUAUUCAGUUCCACCCAUCCACCGCUACUCUGAUCUUCCAACGACGUCCGCUAAUUUUUCUCCAGAAGCGAUAUUGUGGUAAUCCCGAAACAGAGGAAGAAAAGAGAAGGAAGCGCGAAGAGGGACAGAGCGAGGGACGAUAAGAAGAGACACGGCGAGCAUGACGAUCGUUGAAGCCGCCGCCGCCGCGUCGUGGCCUCCUGGGCUGGGCUUCGGCCGCACCGGCGAAGUAAGCCUCUGCUCGUGGCACGGGUUCCGGUCGGGGCUCCGGAGGCGACUCGUCUCCUUUAACGGGCAGCGGACUGCCGAGCGUCUCCUCCUCUCGCCGCCGUUCCCAUCUCCAUCAAUCUCCCCACGGCCGCAUCGGCUCCUAUUUUUGGCCCACGCUGCGGAAUCCACGCAAGCUUCCUCCGCCACCACCGUCUCCUCCUCCUCCUCCGGCAAGACCAUCGUUCCUGACAAUGAGUUCUCCCUAGCCAAGGUCUCAUUUGGUGUCAUUGGUGUAGCAGUUGGAGGCACACUUCUCUCAUAUGGUUUUGGAGCAUAUUUCAGCUUUCUCCCUGGAUCCGAGUGGUCUGCUUUAAUGCUAACAUACGGAUUUCCUCUUGGAAUUAUUGGCAUGGCUUUGAAGUAUGCAGAACUAAAACCAGUGCCAUGCAUAACCUACUCUGAUGCAGAAGUUUUAAGGGAAACAUGUGCAACUCCUAUUCUUAAACAGGUAAGGAAUGAUGUUACACGAUAUCGCUAUGGUGAUGAGCAACAUUUGGAUGAGGCCCUAAAACGAAUCUUCCAAUAUGGCCAGGGUGGUGGGAUCCCGCGGCGUAAUGCACCUACCUUACAAAUGAUUCGUGAAGAAGUAACUGAUGACGGAAAAUACUGUCUAGUCCUUGUAUUUGAAGCCAAAGCUUUGCAGUUGUCUGAUUUUGAACAGAGACAGGCAAAAUUCCAAUCAUUUUUUGGUCCAGGAAUCACUUCAGAAAUUGGAAAAGGAGAGAAUGAUCUUUAUGAAGUCCGUCUUAUUUCUGAGACAACUUCACAACCAAGCUCACAGAUGUAGAGUUCUCUAUAACAGCUUGUACAGAACCAUGCCACUAUUUUUGUUUUCAUUUUAUUCUUCAGUUUUUGCUUAUUCUGUGGACUCUCUGUUAAUUGUCAGUUUACUACUUUAUGGUGCCAAAUUUCAGCGAGGCUUUAGCAGAGUCUGCACAUUGAUUUCCUUUCCACUUAUUUUAUUUUAUUUUUCUUUUUUCUUGUUUGUCAUAGAAUCCUUUUAAAGCAGAGAUCUAUUAUGUACAUGAUCAUCAAACACCAACGGCAAGGAAUCUAAAUUUAUGCAUAUUUGAUGCCAAA